Molecule: messenger RNA, 2459 nt
Organism: Vanrija pseudolonga
Lineage: Eukaryota; Fungi; Basidiomycota; Tremellomycetes; Trichosporonales; Trichosporonaceae
Product: Nuclear distribution protein nudE 1
Exons: 5
Coding region: 63-2459 (798 amino acids)
Biological process (GO): chromosome segregation; microtubule nucleation; cell migration
Cellular component (GO): kinesin complex; kinetochore; centrosome
Molecular function (GO): microtubule binding
Source: RefSeq, a predicted model, not a curated record
ACAACAACCACUCUCGUUCGGCAAUUCCCCACCUCUUGUCUCAUUGUCCACGGCCCGGCGCCAUGUUUGGCACUCCCACCCCGGCCAACGGGUUCCCAGCAAGCCCAAUGGACAAGGCAAUGUCUAAUCUCACCUUGGAGGAGGACGAUGACGACUUGACAGAAGAGGCCAACUACUACCGCGACAAGUAUCGCGUCGCCAUUGACCUCCUCAACGAGACAAGGAAUGAAUUGGACGAAUUCCAGCUCUCAUCACGAGAACUGGAGCAAGAGCUCGAGAAGGAGCUCGAGGCCACAGAGGCCAAGCAGGCCGAGCUGCAGCAGCGCAUCAAGCGGCUCGAUACGGAACGCGAUGAGUGGAAGGUGCGUUGGCAGCCGGCCGGCAGGCAACGCACAGAGCUCACGCCCCAGACCAAAUUCAUCAACCUGCAAAUGAUGCACAGCUCGACAGUGUCGGCGAUGCAGCGCGAGAUGGACAACUUGCGCUCUGAGCGUGACAAGACGCUGAUUGCCCUUCGCGACCUCGAGAUGGGCAACGACGAGCUCGAGCGCAACGAACGCGUUGCCGUGUCGUCCCUGCUCGACAUGGAAAUCAAGUACAACCGUGCCAUCGAGGAGAAGACGCUGUUGGAGCAGGAGGCUAUCCAGAGACAGGAGCUCGAGGAGGAGUGCCAGCGGCUCAAGGAUGAUGUCCGAGACGCAAACAACGAAAUCGCCAUCCUUCGUGACCAGCUCGCACGCGCAGUAGUGCCUACUCCUCCGUCCUCAAACGCUCCCAUGUCCCCUUAUCCGUCCUCAAACGCUCCCAUGUCCCCUUAUCCGGACAAGCGCUCACAUUCGAGGUCCGCGUCUCGCGCAAGUGCCGCCUCGCCAACGCCAUCGCACAGGUCGACAACGUCGACGAGGUCCAACGCAACGGAACGCUCCGCUGUUACGGAGCGAUCAGGCGAUCGCUCCGCAACUGCGACGCCACGAACUGUGCGCGGCCUCACGAGAAGCACCACUGCCCAGGUACUCGCCUCUCCCGCCGUCAGACGACCAACCAUCACUGCCUCUCCUUCAGGAAUCCCUGCGCUCUCCCGCUCAACUACGACCCGCAACCUCGCCGCUGCGGCCGCACCAUCGCCCGCACCAAGAACCAGACCUUCAUACGCUCCUUCACCCGCCCGCGCAGCAAGCCACCAAGCCGCCAAAACCAAGGGGUUCAAGCUCCUCCAAGAUCUGCAGGCCCGUCUCAAGGCCACAGACGACAGGAUCGGCACGAAAAUGUCACGACGCAACCUCGCCACAACAGCCACGCAACCCGUUGUUCCAAGAAGACAACCCACCGUCUCGACGGCGAGCAGCACGAUCUCUGCAGCCUCAGUCGCCACCAAGGGCUCGUCUCGUACCGUCACGUCGACCGUUUCAGCCGCGUCGCACAACAGAGUUUCCGCUCUCAACCGUACUCCAGCCGCGCUGUCUACGCCCGGUGCGGCGAGCGAUGGUGUUUUCUCCCCAUCAGGAUGGGUUAUGCUCUCUGACCUCGAGGACACUCCCGACCCGACGCUGAGAGCGAGCACCAACCCCGUCGUGCCCCGCGACGACUCGCCUUCACCGCUGGAGCGCAACCCGUCUCGUUCCAGCGCAACGUCGCGGACUCGUCCUCUCCCCAGCAGACCCGCCAUUCCUUCCCCGUUGACCAACACGCUAGCAAAGUCGACUUCGCGACUUCCCUCGACGUCCCUUUCCAAGUCGACAACGACACGGCACAGAUCAUCACUGUCAGCGUCGACGUCUGGCAUGUCUACCGUCAAGUCAUCGGGAUCGCCUCGCGCGCCGGCACCAUCACGGCGCACCGUCGCAGACCGACUGACGAGUUCCACUCGCGGCCCACCCCCCGUGUCAAGGCUGCACGCGCGCACCCCCUCGCGCAGCGGCGCCAUGUCUCCUAGCUUAUUCGCCGGCCGUCCCGGUGCUCUAUCACCUACACUUAUCCCGGGCCCGCGGCGCGUUUCGAUCUCCACAGCGGCCGACGCGUUCCCCUCGCCCCCGCCCUCAGCCUCGACAUCGACGUCGAAUUCAUCCCGCGCCUCCACUGCGCUGCGCCCCAUGCCUGCGGAGGAUAACGAGCCCGCCAGGUCGCACCAGCGCGCACAGCACGGCAGCCUGGGCCGCGGCCUGCCGCCUGCCGUUGUCAACGGAGCAGCCGCCGCCAGCAGCCCCGAGAAGAGCGGCGCGGCGACUCUGCCGUACAAGCGCGCUGGUCGCCGCAGCAGCUUAAGCGCUGCCGAAGCCGCAUUGUCUGGCCCCAGCGGUAUCCCUGGUCCCAAGCCCGCCAACGGCCGUCCGACGAGUUACCCAGGCUUCUCGGACACGCCUCCUCCUGUUCCCCGUAUCCCCAGUGCCGUUCUCAAGGAGAACGCCAUCCUCAAGGAGAGCACGCGCAACCCGUCAGCCAAGUGGGUUGGCCGGGGGUAG